Molecule: messenger RNA, 989 nt
Organism: Exaiptasia diaphana
Lineage: Eukaryota; Metazoa; Cnidaria; Anthozoa; Actiniaria; Aiptasiidae
Product: ribose-5-phosphate isomerase
Exons: 10
Coding region: 67-768 (233 amino acids)
Biological process (GO): pentose-phosphate shunt, non-oxidative branch; D-ribose metabolic process
Cellular component (GO): intracellular membrane-bounded organelle
Molecular function (GO): ribose-5-phosphate isomerase activity
Source: RefSeq, a predicted model, not a curated record
UUCUCGCUACACGUGUGUUUUMUCGGUCUAAACGUCGGAAAAUCACGGCUUUUCAGUGUAGUAAAGAUGGCAAUGGAGGCGGGAAAGAAGGCUGCAGCUAUUUAUGCUGUAGAUAAAUUCGUUAAGGACAACCAAGUUGUUGGGGUUGGUAGUGGAUCAACUAUCGUAUAUGCUGUACAAAGACUAGCUGAAAGGGUACACAAAGAAAAUCUGAAGAAUAUUGUAUGCAUCCCUACUUCCUUCCAGGCCAGGCAGCUGAUUGUCCAGUCUGACUUGRUGCUUAGUGACCUGGACAGACACCCACAGCUUGAUGUAGCUAUUGAUGGUGCUGAUGAAGUGGAUAAUCAGUUAACUUGUAUCAAGGGGGGAGGUGGUUGUCUCACACAAGAGAAAAUAGUGGCAUCAUGUGCUGAAUCGUUUGUCGUCAUUGCUGAUGAAAGUAAAAACUCUUCUGUUCUUGGAGAAAAGUGGGCAAAAGGUGUACCUGUAGAAGUUGUCCCUAUGGCAUACCAACCAGUACUGAACAGAAUAAAAAAGAUGGGUUUCAAACCUGCCUUGAGAAUGGCAAAGGCAAAAGCAGGCCCAGUUGUCACAGACAAUGGAAAUUUCAUAAUCGACUUUGCAUUUGAUUCUCCACAAGACUGGGAUAAAGUAAACACAACUCUAAACCUUAUUCCAGGUGUCGUGGAAACUGGUCUCUUUGUAAAGAUGGCAAAACAUGUUGUGUUUGGAAAGGCUGAUGGUAGCAUUGAAACAAAAGAUGCCUAACUUUGGACAUCAUAAUUUAUUCACAACUAAGCAGCUUACAGUCCUUAAAGGCCAGAAAUCUAAAUUGAUUACGGAAAAAAACUCAAAGAGCUUGUAAAACUGGAGUAUAUAUGCGUUAUUUAAUGCAAAAAGCACAAAGUAGCUUGUUAAACUGGAAUAUAUUUCAUGUUAGACAAUAAUUAAAAGCAUUGGCUCACGAAAAUAAACAAUUUAGAAACAAA